AUGGCCAAUGGCAUUGAAGAUCUUAUCGGGAUCCCAUUCCCGAACCACAGCAGCGAGGUGUUGUGUGGUCUGAACGAGCAGCGGCACGACGGGCUCCUCUGCGAUGUCAUCCUCAUCGUGCAGGACCAGGAGUACCGCACCCACCGCUCCGUCCUGGCUGCCUGCAGCAAGUACUUCAAAAAACUUUUCACUACCGGCACUUUAACAGACCAGCCCUAUGUUUACGAGAUUGACUUUGUCAAGCCUGAAGCACUUUCUGCCAUCCUCGAGUUCGCCUACACCUCAACGCUCACCAUCACCACCUCAAACGUCAAGCACAUCCUCAGCGCCGCCAAGAUGCUGGAGAUCCAGAGCAUUAUCAAUGUAUGCCUUGAAAUCAUGGAGCCCGACAGAGAGGCCGAAGAGGAAGAUGAGAAAGACGACGAAGAUGAUGACGAAGACGAAGACGAAGAUGAGGAGGAAGAGGAGGAGGAGGAAGUGGAAGAUUUCGUCAAUCAGGAGAACCUAAACGAUGUACAAGAAGUAAGCUGCCACCAAAGCCCUUCUGAGUCUGAUCUUACCGAAGAAGCAUAUCCAGAAGCACCUAAAGAUUUUCCAAAUCACUUCCCAGCCAGUAACUCCUCUGGACACCUGGGCAUGAUACGAGACUUCUCCAUCGAGUCCUUGUUAAGUGAAAACCUGUACCCUAAGGCAAACAUCCCGGAAAGAAGGCCAGCUCUCUCUCCCUUUGCCCCCAGCUUCUUCCCCCAUCUAUGGAACGGAGACUUUAGCUCCUUCUCCCAGCUGGAGGAACCACAAGUAGACAACGGCCCCUUGGAUCUGGUGAUCAAAAAGAGGAAGAUCAAGGAAGAGGAAGAGAAGGAAGACCUGCCUCCGCCUCCUUUCCCUAAUGACUUCUUCAAGGACAUGUUUGCCAACACCGCAGCAGCUCCCUUAGGGCAUAUUAAGGCAGAGACUGACUAUAGUGCUUAUCUGAAUUUCUUAAGCGCUACCCAGUUCGGAGGAGUUUUUCCUCCAUGGCCCCUGGAGGAAGAGAGGAAAAUAAAGCCCAAGGCAUCCCAGCAGUGCCCCAUCUGCAACAAAGUCAUCAUGGGAGCCGGCAAGCUGCCCAGGCACAUGAGGACCCACACGGGGGAGAAGCCCUAUAUGUGCAAUAUCUGUGAAGUUCGCUUUACCAGGCAGGACAAGCUCAAGAUCCACAUGCGGAAGCACACGGGGGAGCGGCCGUACCUGUGCAUCCACUGCAACGCCAAGUUCGUGCACAACUACGACCUGAAGAACCACAUGCGCAUCCACACGGGCAUCCGGCCCUACCAGUGCGAGUUCUGCCACUUCUUGAGCGGGGCCAAGGCCUCCUUCAGCCUGCAGGAGCUGGAGAGCCAGUUCGAGGAGACCCAGAGGAAGCUCUUCAGGCGGGCCCAGAUGGACAUGGAGAGGAACGCGGGGAUCUUCGCCUUCGCCCUGGGCCACAAUGAAAACCUCGCUGCCCAGCCCUUCUUCCCGCUCCCCGACCCUUGGAGCACAGGCUUCAGUGGCCUGGCAGGGCUGGGCCACGUGGCUCCCAUCUCAGAGGCAAGCAACUAAACCCGCUCCCGGUCCCACCAUGCGCCUGCUCUCUUCCCAGCAAGGCAGCCAGCUCCCUCGGGGCCCCCACCUGCCCUUUUGCAUCACUGGACUCCCAAUAAACUCUUUGUCCCCUUGCUGACAUGGGGCUUGGGGCACUGGGUUGUCCCUGGGGAGAGCAAGGAGUGGGCAGGUGCUGUGCCCCCUGGCCACUGGCACUUUAGACUCUGGAUGCACUUGGCUUUGGGGCCAUCAGGCACUCGCUGUCCCACCCAGCCACCCACCACUCAUGGCUCCAUCUGGGAAGGCCAGGCCAGGACUGCUGCUCUCUUCAACACUCCCGAAAAUGUCACUUGCCUUAGUCCAGGGCACAGCCAUCACUUUGAGAUGGCUCUUCUGGGGGAAAUACUCCCCAUUUUCCACCUGCAGAGCCCACUGGACACCAACAAGCCGUC
Manacus vitellinus (golden-collared manakin) is the source of this 2018-nucleotide messenger RNA. It is a transcript of the gene ZBTB7C, whose product is annotated as zinc finger and BTB domain containing 7C. The transcript has 3 exons. The record is from RefSeq and is a predicted model, not a curated record. The coding region runs from base 1 to 1584 and encodes 527 amino acids. Gene Ontology annotation, biological process: regulation of transcription by RNA polymerase II. Lineage: Eukaryota; Metazoa; Chordata; Aves; Passeriformes; Pipridae. Gene Ontology annotation, molecular function: protein binding; RNA polymerase II cis-regulatory region sequence-specific DNA binding; DNA-binding transcription factor activity, RNA polymerase II-specific.